This is a messenger RNA of Rhinichthys klamathensis goyatoka, 3146 nucleotides long. RefSeq names its product vitamin D receptor b (gene vdrb). The coding region runs from base 627 to 1895 and encodes 422 amino acids. Gene Ontology annotation, biological process: negative regulation of transcription by RNA polymerase II; cell differentiation; positive regulation of transcription by RNA polymerase II. Gene Ontology annotation, cellular component: nucleus. Gene Ontology annotation, molecular function: vitamin D response element binding; nuclear receptor activity; zinc ion binding. Lineage: Eukaryota; Metazoa; Chordata; Actinopteri; Cypriniformes; Leuciscidae. The record is from RefSeq and is a predicted model, not a curated record. The transcript has 9 exons.
GGAGUUGUCCCCACGCGCUUUACGAACAACCGACCUGUCCAAACAGUGCGCGCGUGGCAGAGGAUGUCACACCAACCAAAACAGCGGACAAACGCUCACAGCACAGUCUUUGGAGGAAAAUUCGCCGUACAGGGUAGAGUCGGGGCGGGGCGUAAUUACACGGAGUCCCGUCUAUUUAGGGUCAAGUACAACAUUUUUACAGUCCUAACCAGCGUGGGUUCAAAGUUUGUUUUGUGUCCGGAAACUGCGAAUCACCCACCGGGGGCGGAGGUAGUGCUUUCAGAUUCGACCGAUAUUUUUGAUUUAUUUGUCUUUAGUUAAUCCAUAGACUCGCGAGAUGGGAUGGAUUGCAAAUCUGCAAUAGCCAGCGUAAUUCGUUAGCAUCUCAUUGACUAGCUCCUCCAGAGGCUCGAUCGCGAAUACGGGGCUGCGGUGCGACUGGACGCGGAGCAAGGCGACCCUCUGCGGGCUGCGCUGCCGAGGCGGUGGGCGUGUUUUCUCGGCGUGCUAGCAUGUGAGCUGGCGCCAAGUUCUCGGUGUGAAAAAAAAACAAGAUUUACAAGUUACGGGCUAGAGUGAAGCAGCAAAAGUCACAUCACGCUUGAUCGGAAAAGUUGCACGCAGUGAUGGAGUCAGCCGUUAGUACAUCCACUCAAGUGCCAGAUGAGUUUGACCGUAAUGUUCCACGGAUCUGUGGUGUGUGUGGAGACAAAGCCACUGGCUUUCACUUCAAUGCGAUGACCUGCGAGGGAUGCAAAGGCUUCUUCAGGCGCAGUAUGAAGCGGAAGGCCAGUUUUACCUGUCCUUUUAAUGGAAGCUGCACCAUCACUAAAGAUAACCGUCGCCACUGCCAGGCCUGCAGACUCAAGCGUUGCCUGGAUAUUGGCAUGAUGAAAGAGUUUAUCCUGACGGAUGAAGAGGUUCAGAGGAAAAAGGAUCUGAUCCAGAGGAGAAAGGAUGAGGAGGCACAGAGGGAGGCGCAGAAGCCCCGGCUCUCAGAUGAGCAGCGCAACAUCAUUGACACGCUUGUGGAAGCGCAUCACAAAACCUUUGACGAUUCCUACUCUGACUUCUCACGUUUCAGACCUCCAGUUAGAGAGGGUCCAGUUACACGUAGUGCCAGCCGAGCCGCGUCUCUUCAUUCACUAUCAGACGCCUCCUCAGACUCCUUCAGCCACUCUCCAGAGUCAGGAGAUCGUAAGAUGAAUCUGAGUAAUCUGUUGAUGAUGUAUCAGGAGCAGGGUUUGAGCUCCAGUCCGGACUCAAAGGAGGAUGAGGGCUCCGGUCUUUCCAUGCUCCCUCACCUGGCUGACCUGGUUUCCUACAGCAUUCAAAAAGUCAUCGGCUUUGCUAAGAUGAUUCCUGGAUUCAGAGAGCUGACAGCUGAAGAUCAGAUUGCUUUGCUGAAGUCCAGUGCUAUAGAAGUGAUCAUGCUAAGGUCUAACCAGUCUUUCAGUCUAGAGGACAUGAGUUGGAGCUGUGGAGGACCAGAUUUUAAAUACUGCGUCAAUGAUGUGACAAAAGCUGGACACACUCUGGAGCUGUUGGAGCCUCUGGUGAAGUUUCAGGUGGGCUUAAAAAAGCUCAAUCUACAUGAGGAGGAACAUGUGCUGCUGAUGGCUAUUUGUCUGCUGUCUCCAGACCGUCCCGGGGUGCAGGACCACGUGCGAGUGGAAGCGUUGCAGGACAGGUUAUCUGAGGUCCUGCAGGCGUACAUCCUCGCGCAUCACCCUGGGGGCCGUCUGCUCUAUGCUAAGAUGAUCCAGAAGCUGGCGGACCUCCGUAGCCUGAACGAAGAGCACUCCAAGCAGUACCGCUCCCUUUCUUUCCAGCCCGAACACAGCAUGCAGCUGACCCCUCUGGUGUUGGAAGUGUUCGGAGGACAGGUCACCUAGUUACUUCACCCGAGUCAGAUCCAAGAUGUGCGGGUUAAACGGUGUGACCCGAAGAGGUGUGGAGUGAAUGUACGGACAAUCACCUUAAAAUGCAUACAGAGUUUCCAGGACGAAGUUUGUGAGUGAUGUAUGUGUUUGUGUGUGUAUCCCUCAUCAUUUUCAGAUCAGCUAAGGGAGUGCCAUAGAUGUUUCCUCUUGUUUGUUGUAUGUAAGGAGUACAUUCUUACAAGAAUGUAAUAUGGUCAUGGUGUUUUUCACUGUGGCAACUCAAUACAGUAAUAUUUUACUGUAUUAUCAAUAGCCAACAGUAUUACACUGCAUGUGUAGGAUGAGUGUGUGGGUGUGCGGUCCUGUUCUAAACCUCUGCAUGGUCCCCAAAGCGCUGUCCACUACUGCUGAUGUCCUGUCUCUUCACCUCCUGCCUUUAAAUGCACAGGGUUAAAAAUACUAAUGCAAGCACACUGCUCACCCAACUCACUCCUCGCCUAGCCACUUAACCAAUUAAACGGCAGCUCCGCCCCCUUCCUCUGCCUCCAGAGCUCUGAUAGGUUGCUACACAAUGGCUGUCUUCUCUAAUGUUUGCCUCUGCUGUGAUUGGCCUAUUAUCUGACGCCUCUGCAAAGUGGUUAGGGCAGCAUUAGCGCUUGCCACACAGCUAACCUGUAAAUAGGUCUUGGUAUCUAUAUUCAUACCUUUUUCGAUUAGUGUAAAUAGAGUUUAAUAUAAGCGCUUCUUGUGGCUUAUGGUAGAAUCUAGCAGAGAGAGACCCUGCAGCCCUGGCUGGCUAUAAUCAAUAUGUAAAGACUACAAUCUAACUGUGCGUUUAUACAAACACACAGGAAUUGGAACCAUGAAUUAUGGGUUUGUUUUUUUUUAACUGAGAGCUUUACCUCUGAUCUUUACAUCGUUGUGAAGUCACAACUGUAAAUCCUAUAGGUUACUUAUUUCUCAGCUCUUGCAUUCCAUCAUUAAUUUUUUCUUUAAUAUUUUUUUUCAGAUUAAUCCAACUAAUUGCAUUUUUCCCUAACAAAGCUUUAACCUUCUUCAUUAGUCAUCACAUUUGUUUUUCCACAUGAAAUCCUCAAUAUCCUGAAUGCUUUUUAUCAUGAUCCCCCCCCCUUUUCAAUUUAUAGUACGUUUCACAAGUUACAAAGCUAUAAUAAAAAAAAGUUCUAGGUUCUCAUAUUUCAAGCCAAAAGAAAAAAAAAUCCCCCCCAAAUGUAAUUUUAAUUACUGUAAUAUGAAAAUUAA